AGUGUGGCAACCCCAGAAGGACGUAGGUGUGUGCGUGUUGAUUAUGCCGUCGUCUCCGAGUGAAAAUCCGCAGCAAAAAUAGUCAAUAUUUGUUUAAUAUUAACGAAUUUAGUAUUGAUUUUAGUGAAAAAGUGAUGUCCUAGUGCUAAUGAAACAAUUGCGACAAUAAAAUAACAAUAUGUCUGUAGGAGUUCAACUGUAAUCUGUAUGUGUGUUUUUACUACACCGCAACUUUCUUGUACAGUUGUGAGAAAGUCGAUAGAGGGAAAGAGCGCGUAUUGGUGACGACAUUGGCGGUAUGGAAUCUCACGGGAAAGGGACGUCUCUCGAUCACAGUCGCUUCGGACAGCUGGAGGCGUUGAUUCUGGGCAAUGGCCACGCUUCCAAGAAGAUCAUCAGCGACAAUGGCGAGCCGCGACCCGAGCAAGUGGCCACGAAUGGGGCGAAAGAGGGCACAAAUGGUCUGUCCGUCGAGUCGCUCCUCGACUGCUUGCUGGCGCUCUACGACGAGUGCUGCAAUUCGUCCCUGCGCCGCGAGAAGACUGUAUCGGAUUUCAUAGAACUAGUCAAGCCAGUCGUCCAGGUCAUCAAGCAGCUGCGCCUGUGUCGAGAGGACUUCGAGAUACUCAAAGUGAUCGGCCGCGGGGCGUUUGGCGAAGUGUGCGUCGUCAGGAUGAUCGCGUCGAAUCAGAUUUUCGCCAUGAAGAUUCUCAACAAAUGGGAAAUGCUCAAAAGAGCCGAGACGGCGUGCUUCAAGGAGGAGCGCGAUGUGCUCGUGUACGGCGACAGGCGAUGGAUCACGAAUCUUCACUUCGCCUUCCAGGACGAGACGAAUCUGUAUCUCGUGAUGGAUUACUACUGCGGCGGCGACUUGCUGACGCUGCUGAGUAAGUUCGAGGAUCGCCUGCCGGAGGACAUGACGCGCUUCUACAUCGCCGAGAUGGUGCUGGCCAUCUCCAGCAUUCACGAGAUCAAGUACAUCCAUCGCGACGUGAAGCCGGACAAUCUCGUGCUGGACGCGAGCGGCCACAUCCGGCUGGCAGACUUCGGCUCGUGCCUGAAGCUGGGCGCCGGCGGCACGGUGCAGUCAAAUGUGGCCGUGGGCACGCCGGACUACAUCUCGCCGGAGAUCCUGCGCGCGAUGGAGGACGGCCAGGGCAGAUACGGACCGGAGUGCGACUGGUGGUCUCUGGGGGUGUGCAUGUACGAGAUGCUGUAUGGCGAGACGCCGUUCUAUGCCGAGAGUCUGGUGGAGACGUAUGGGAAGAUCAUGAACCACAAGAACUGCUUCAACUUCCCCACGGAGGACGCGAGUGGGGUGGUUGUGAGUGACAAUGCCAAGGAUCUCAUCAAGCGGCUGAUCUGCGCGCCGGAAUACCGGCUGGGGCAGAAUGGGAUUGAGGACUUUAAGAAGCACCCGUGGUUCGAGGGCAUUGACUGGGAGACGCUGCGAGAGGGCCAGGCGCCCUACAUACCUGAAGUAUCUAGUCCAACUGACACGUCCAACUUCGAUGUAGAUGACACUGACAUCCGGCUGUCGGAUGUCCUGCCGCCCAUCUCGAAUCCCGCCUUCAGUGGCCACCAUUUGCCCUUCAUCGGUUUCACCUACACGGAAGACUGCCGGCUGUCCGAUCUCUCUGGCUGUCUCUAUGACAUCUGCACCACGGACGGCGUGCUGGUGCAUCAGAUGCAGACUGUGGCGAAGGCUGUUGUGUCGCCGGAGGAGAAGCGCCUCAGUCCGGACAGCACGCGACGUCUGCAGGACGAGAUCAAUGUGCUGACGAAGCGCAAUUGCGAGCUCGAGAGCCAGGUGAAGUCCUUCGAGCAGCAACAAGGACGCCCAUCGGAUGACAUAAUCAACGACCAACUCGCGGGACGCGUGAAGGAGUUGGAGAAGAAGUUGCGCACGCUGAAGCAGGAGCGUGAUGACGUCAGCAAGGACAAGCUGGAUGCGCUGGAUCGCCUCAAAAUCCAGGACAAGGAGCUGCAGGACGCGAUAGGACAGCGCAAGAUCGCGAUGAAGGAAUACACGGAGGUGACGGACAAACUGUCGGAUCUGAGGAGUCAGAAGCAGAAGCUGUCACGUCAGGUGAGAGACAAGGAGGAGGAACUCGACACGGCCAUGCAGAAGAUCGACAAUCUGCGCAACGACUUGCGGAAGAUGGACAAGACGCGGCGUGAAUUGGAGUCGAGAGUGGAGAAUGCCGUCGGCGAUAUUGCUCAGGAGCGAAAGCUGCGCGAGCGCUCAGAAGAGUACUGCCGGCAGUUGCAGGCUGAGGCGAAGGCGCGCAGCUCGUCGGACUUCGGCUCCUCCUCGUCGCUGGGACUCUCGUCGGACAGCAUCCGCAUGGAGAUGGAGCGUCUGGAGGUGCACUUCACGGAGAAACUGACGCAGCAGCAGACAAGACACAACAUCGAACUCUCGUCACUGCGAGAGCAACUCAACGAAGCGGAGAUCCUGGUGAAUGUCCUGCAGCGCGAACUGCAGCAGGCGCGCGAGAAGGUCGACGCCACGCGACUGGAAUCGCUCACGGACAGCGAGGAGAUCAUCACGGAGAUGAAGAAGUGUCAUGAUCAUGAGAAGAAGGUGCUGCAGGACGACAACAGGAAGCUGCUGUCCGAGGUGGAUAUUCUCAAUCAGACGCUGCGCCGAAUGCAGGAGGAGCGGAUUGAGAGGGACAGCAGCUUGGAAGACUUACGCAAUAAACGCAUGGCGAUCUGCCAGUGGGAGCAUCAGAUAUCGGAGAUAAUCCAGUGGGUGACGGACGAGAAGGACGCCAGGAGCUAUUUGCAGGCGCUGGCGAGCAAAAUGACUGAAGAACUCGAAUACCUCAAGCACGCCGGUGCCAUUCAUCAGAACACCAACGACAAGAAUUGGCGCAACAGGAGAUCGCAGAAGCUGGACAAGAUGGAGUUGCUGAAUCUGCAGAGUUCGCUGCAGUGCGAAAUCCAGGCGAAAGCUGCAAUUUCCGAGGAGCUGAGUCGAACGCGCGCGGAUUGGAUCGCGGCCCAAAAGGAUCUUGAGGAGACUCGCCAUCGACUCGGCUGCAUCGAGAACGAGCUGAAGCGCAAGGAUCGGCUGCUGCAGGACAUUCAGCAGAGGCCAGAAUUGGGCGGAGGAUUCCUAGAUCGUCAGUCCAUGCAAAUGGCCUAUUUGGAUCACUUUUUGAGGCAAUCAACUGAAAGCUCUACACCAAAUACAACUUCAACGCUCAUUUCAAAUAUGCAACAGCAUCAAUCUACAACGUCAAUUCCUGCCGAUGGCAGCAUGAGUUCGCUGUUGCUGAGCAAGCAAAGUGGCGGCAAGACGAAAUCGCAGGCGAUCUAUCGCAACACGGAGCCAACGUAUCUCAACGAGACCACUGAGAGCGCCCAGAGUUACGACAAUCAGUCACACAGUCGCAACAGCUCCAAGAGUGACCUCAGCGAGAACUCCAAUCAGCACAGCGGCUACUUGAGCAGCGUCCGCACGACGCCAUCGGCGAAGAUCCAUCAGUUCCUCGUGCGAACAUUCAGCAGUCCAACGAAGUGCAAUCAUUGCACAUCUCUCAUGGUCGGCCUAACGCGACAGGGCGUCGUUUGCGAGCUCUGCGGCUUCGCUUGUCACAUGGUGUGCUGCCAGAAGGUCCCGAUUCAGUGUCCCGUGCCCACGGAUCAGACGAAGCGUCCCCUCGGAAUUGAUCCAACACGAGGAAUCGGCACAGCUUACGAAGGAUACGUGAAGGUUCCCAAGAGUGGCGUGGUGAAAAGGGGAUGGAUUCGUCAAUUUGUUGUCGUAUGUGAUUUUAAGCUCUUCCUCUAUGAUAUAUCAGCUGACAAAAGUGCAUUACCAAGUGUCUACGUGUCUCAAGUUUUGGACAUGAGAGACCCGGAAUUUACGGUUACCGGCGUGCGCGAAAGUGACGUUAUUCAUGCAUCGAAACGAGAUGUUCCUUGUAUUUUUCGUAUCACGACCUCUCUCCUGGACGGCGGAUCAGGGCUGCAGACGCUGAUGCUGGCGGACUCGGAGUCGGAGAAGGCAAAGUGGGUGGUGGCGCUCAGUGAGCUCCAUCGCAUUCUCAAGCGCAACAAUUUGCCCAACACGGCAAUCUUCCGCGUGCGCGAAGUCAUCGACAGCUCACUCACGCUCAUCCGGAACGCCCUGAGCGCCGUGAUUAUCGAUCCUGAUCGCCUUCUGGUCGGCACCGAAGACGGGCUUUUCUGUGUGGAUCUCGAUCGCAACGAAGUGGCGCGCAUCGGCGAGUCGAAGAAGAUCAUCCAGCUGUGGUACAUCAUGGAGGAGCAGAUCAUCGCCGUGCUGUGCGGCAAGCAGCGUCACAUGCGCCUGCUGCCGAUCAGGGGCCUCGAGACGCCCGACGUGGAGUGGAUCAAGGUGGCGGAGUCGAAGAACUGCAUCACGGCGUGCACGGGUCUGCUGCGUCGCUUCUCGCAGAACGUGUACAGCAUCGUGAUUGCGCUGAAACGGCAGAACAACAUCUCGCAGAUUGUCGUGUACGAGGUGAACAGGAACAAGUGUCGCCACCACAAAGUCUGCGAGUUCUCCGUCUCGUUCACUGUGCAGAGUUUGCAGAUUCUCACGGACGCUCGGCUCGUGGUGGGUCAUCAGAGUGGAUUCACUGCCUAUUUGCUCCUGCACGGAGAUGCUCAAGCCAUGUCUCUGGUUCAUCCGGAAAAUCAGAUUUGUGCUUUCCUCAAUUACUCAGCCGUUGAUGCUUGUCGCGUUAUCGAAAUUCAAUCGAGUCAGGGAUCUCCUGGUGAAUUGCUCCUAGUGUUCCAGACCCUGGCGAUUUAUGUGGAUCUCAAUGGGAGAAAGUCUCGAGACAGAGAAAUCAUGUAUCCUGCAGUUCCCACUCAUAUUACUUAUUCUGAUGGGCAUUUACUCCUCUUCUGCGAGACUCAUUUGGACGUUUUCAACUGCCAGACGGCCGAUUGGGUGCAAUCAAUCGGCCUCAAGCGAUCCAUGCCGCUCAAUUGCUAUGGAAACAUUGCUCUCAGUUACUUAGUUGACUCUCCCAUUGUCAUAUACUUGGCAAAUAUUCACACAAGGGAAUUGAUCAACAUUUCCAACUCUGAUCCUGUUGGAAAGUUGAAGCCUAAACGGAGAUUUUCCUUCCGGGAGGGCAAUCGAAAUGCCAGAACAACGGAUAGACGCUCAAAGAUGAUCUCGGCGCCGACCAACUUCAAUCAUAUCUCUCACAUGGGGCCUGGCGAUGGGAUUCAGAAGCAGCGACUGCUGGAUCUGCCGACAACAAUCGAAACUGCCGAUCAGACUGUGCAACAACAAAAGACUACCAACAGAUCCGCUCCACCGCCUCCAACUUCAUCCAACAGCGCUCUGGCUUCGCUUAGCGGUACAAAACGUAUGGCGCCGCAAAAACCAAAGGAACAACCGCCAUCAAUUCCCGUCUCGCCGAGUCCACUCGGGAGUAUGUCUUCUUUGCAUGACAUCCUUAAGGUGGUGGACAUGCAAUCGGCGCCGAGAAAGAGCGUCGCCAGCAACAAUUCCAGUUCCCUCUCGAGUCCUCCGUCUCUCAGUGGCGACCACUCGAGCUAUGACUCAUAAUUUAAUCCUGCGGAUCUUCAGUAAAGAAUGGAGCCUCUUCGGAAAAUGCAAUAGGAGGAAAAUCUCUACUUACUCUCUCUCUAUCUAAGCUCAGUGCGAAGAUGGGCAAAUCUUCGUGGGUUUUGAAAAAGCAGCAACUAUUGUACUCUUUCAAUUUUACUACUCGUAUAAGGAAUUUUAAGGAAAGAAAAUGAAGAAAAAAAACAAAAUUAAUCUCACUAUAAUGAUAUUAAAUUAAUUAUACACAAUACGCGACAGUAUAUUAUUUAUUAUUUAAAAAGAAAAAUUCAUGGUGAAAAAAAAUGCAAGAAAAAUCAAUAAAAAGUAAUAUUAAAAUAACUGUUUUACAAUUCAUAUACUGAGUAUAUUAUAUUAUAUGGAAUAGUAUUCUAUUUAGAAAGUAUUACCAAAAGAACAACAAAAUACAAAACCAAUUAAGAAAACUUUUUUGUACAAAAAAACAAUAUUAACAUUCUAUACCGUUCAUGCGAAUUUAGCUGAUGAGAAAAAAAUUCAUGGAAGAAAAAAGAGGAAGGAAAAAGCAGUAUGAAUGAGGAUUAGCUCUGUUGAAUAAAACAUUGCGUCUAACCAUA
Messenger RNA from Phlebotomus argentipes, 6156 nucleotides. It is a transcript of the gene gek, whose product is annotated as serine/threonine-protein kinase Genghis Khan. Bases 299 to 5563 code for a protein of 1754 amino acids. Gene Ontology annotation, cellular component: cytoplasm; cytoskeleton. Gene Ontology annotation, biological process: actomyosin structure organization; peptidyl-threonine phosphorylation. The record is from RefSeq and is a predicted model, not a curated record. Gene Ontology annotation, molecular function: ATP binding; protein serine/threonine kinase activity. The transcript has 22 exons. Lineage: Eukaryota; Metazoa; Arthropoda; Insecta; Diptera; Psychodidae.